ACGCACUUUGGAGCAGCUCCUUAAAACAAAAAGCCAACCCCGGAGCAGGGCUCAGAUUUUUUUUGGCAGCUACGGAGGAGGCUGUAGAGCAUGGCUGUGAGGACCCUGGUUAUCCUGGUCGGGCUGGCGUUGGGGGUGCGGGGCGACAUCAGGGCCCGGGACCCCGGGCUGGAGGACGAGCCUGGGACCGUCCCGGGGCAGGGCGGCUGGGACCGCGUCAUCCCCGGGGUUUUCGGGACGCACCGUCGCAGCGGGACCCCCGGACACGGGCACCACGGGCCACCCCAAACGGGGCCCGCGCUCCACCCUCAGGGCCACGGGCCUCCCCUAACGGGGCCGGAGCACCACCUGCUGGCUCACAGGACCCCCUCAGAGGGACCCGCGCGCCACCCACAGGCCCACGGGCCAUCCUUCGCCCCUCAGGGUGUUCCAGAAGAGGUACCCCCCACCGGAGAGGCCAGGCCGCACCACCCAGCUCGCAUGGGGAACUGGUGUACCUUCGUGGAACAACGAGUCAUGACUGUGGCAGUUUCCUGUGGCACGGAGAAGUACAUCAUCAAGUCCCAGAGCCCAUGUCCCAAUGGCACGCCUGACUGCCAACUGGUCAUGUACAAGCUGUCCGCUCGUCCGGUGUACAAACAGCAGCAGAAGACUGUCACCUCCCUUCUCUGGAGAUGCUGCAGUGGCUACAGAGGCGAUGACUGUGAGGACAGAGACAGAGACGGCCACACCGCCGACCCCGGCAACCCCACGGCAGGAAGUGGCCUGCCCGGACCCUCGGCGACCCGCCGCACAGUAGCCGAGAGACUGCUGUCACAGCCAGCUGGAGACCAGACCUGGGAGCAGAAUGACUUCCAGGGCCCCGGUGGUCCCCCGUUCGACCGACUCCACCCCAACACCGAGCCCAGCGCGGCCGCCUUCACCUCCGUAUCCCAGCGGGGCCUGCCCGCCCUCGACCUCAAACCCGGCACCGACCACGGCACCGACCACGACCCCGACGACUACGCCGACUACUACAACAGCCAGGACCACAAGCAUGAGCGGGACCAUGACCAUGACCACGACCCUGACCACGGCACCGACCACGGCACCGACCACGGCACCGACGCCGAAGACUACAUCGACUACUACAACCACAACCCUGACCCAACCGGCCGGGGUGGAGUGGAUGUCACACCAAGCACUUCGCCCUUCCCCAACGCCCCGCAGCUUCCGUCCCUCCCCCUCCUGAUGGAGGCGCUGAUGGCCCAGCUGGGGCCGGUGCUGGACGGCUUCAACCGGACGCUCGAGCGCCUGUCCCACGAGGUGGGGGGCCUGUCCCAGGACCUGGCCCGGCUGAAGCAGGAGCGAGAGGGACGGGGAGGGGCCUCGGGGGGGCCCGGGCCAGGCGCUGGAGAGGGGGGCGACUUCGAGGCCAAGCUGGAGGAGAGCUUCUUCCAGCUGGACCAGGUGAGGGAGGAGCUGAGGCAGCAGCGCGUGGCGCUGGAGGACCGAAUGCAUUCCCAGCAGGCCAUGCUGCACUACAACCUGACCAACUUCAAGACCGACACCGACGUCAAGAUCAAGCGCAGCCAGAAGAUGAUACAGGUCAAUCUCCACUCCCUCAACACCUCCUUGACCGAGGUGAAGCAGAAACAGGAGCAGCUGGAGGAGGAGGUGCAGAGCGGAGGUGCACAUCACAGCCCACAUGUGGAGGGACCUGUGGUCUGGGACGCCAUUAGAAGGCUGGACGUCCAGGUGGUGAACAACACGGUGAAGGUCAACGCGUUGCUGGAGGACCUGGACCUGACCACCGAGAACAUCCGGGACCUGCAGAGGGGCUUCCGGGGCCUGGAGGGCCGCAUCGACCAGACGGGCCGCGACAGCCAGAUCCAGUUCAUGGAGACGGGCCUGGAGGUGGAGGCGGCCAAGGUGGCGGUCCUGGACCGCAUCCAGGAGCUGGCCAGCAACCUCACCCUCCAGGACGAGCAGCUGAAGGACAUGGACUCGGACAUGGACUACCUCUACACGCAGCUCUACAGGAUAAAUGCUACCAGCACGGACUGCGACUGCAAGGCCCUGAAGACCGGCCUAGCCAAGCUGGAGAGGGACGUCGCCAACGUCUCCAAGUCGGUCGAGGAGAACCGCCAGGGCCUGGAGGAAUUCGUGGAGGGACAGGACCGCUGGGAGGUGGGCGGGGACACCUUGGUGGAGGACCUGAAGCAGGGUCUGCUGCAGGUGAAGGAGUCGCUGGCCUUCGAGCAGGACAAGAGCCGGGUGCUGCACCUCAACGUGUCCCAGCUGCUGGCCUCCCACCUGGCGAGCCAGCAGGAGAUCCGCGGCCUGCAGGAGAGCGACCAGAGGAAGGCCGCCGAGAUGAAGCGGCUGGCCAGCUCCUUCUCGUCCCUCCUGAAGGACGCCAUCCGGCACACGGAGGUGCUGGAGGUGCUGCUGGGCGAGGAGGUGCUGGAGUUCAAGGAGAGGCCCGUCCCGGCGCAGCAGGAGUACUCCAUCCCCGUGCUCCGGGACCGAAUCCAGCAGACGCUGGUGCAGAUCAAGCACCAGAACGUGAGCCUGACCUUGCUGUGGAGGGCCGCGCAGGAGGCCGACGUGGCCGCGGAGGACCAGGCCUUGGGCUUGAGUGAGCCGGCCUCCAGGGGGCUGAGGAGGCGCAGCGGGGGCCCCCAGGAGGAGGACAUCCCGGAUUCUCUUAUGGGAGACCGACCCGACUACUCCGUCAGCGACUUCUGGAGCCUGGGGAAGGAGGUGGAGGACCUGAACGCCAAGGUGAGCCGGCUGGAAGAGCAGCGUUGCAUCGCAUGCUGCAACUGCACUAAAAACGCUGCCCCCGGUGGCCCGGCGGAGGAACUGCAAAGCGAAGUGUCUUCGCUGCGCAGGGGCCUUGAGGAUCACCUGCGGGUGUUCAAAGACGUCUUCAGCGACAUGGACGGACUGGCAGGUUCCGAGGGAACCCUGGAACUGGACAAGCUGUGGGCUCUGGUCAAGAGGAAGGAGGAAAAGAAGCGCAGGAGGCAACAAAAGGAGAAGAAAGCGGAGAAGAGGGAGAGUCACGGAGGCCAGAAAGUCAGCCUCCGCAGCAGGAGGGACGCCUCUCCGGAGACAGCUGGACUCACCGAAAUCCGAGAUGCACCCCUUGUGUUCCUCGCCAGUACCAGCGAGGGGGCCACCCAGACGGGGGCGGUGGUCUUCGAGCGGGCGCUGCUGAACUACGGGGAGAUGUACUCGGCGGAGACGGGCGUGUUCCGCGCGCCCGCCCCGGGGGUCUACCUCUUCGCGUUGACUGUGGAUUUCGGGCCGGGCCCCUCGCUGGCCCGCCUGAAGAGGGGCGAGGUGACCGCGGCCACCCUCCGCCGGGGCCCCGGGGAGCUGGCGGGACCCCUGUCCCGCCUGUGCCUCCUCGAGCUGGAGGGGGGCGAGCAGCUCCGCCUCGAACUGUCGGAGGGAACGGUCCGGCGCGGCAACGCGGCCGACAACACUUUCGCGGGACUCCUGCUGUUCCGGAACACCGGAGGACCCCACGGGAGUUAAACCGACAGGUCGGGAAAUUCGUCGGACAGCUGCUGCCCUGCAAGUGUCUCCCCCGUCGUACAGAGUAUAUAUGAUGAUGUAGAGGUGCCUUCGUAUGUUUCCACUUUGAAAUGCUUACUUUCAGUCUUUAAAACAUUUUCCUAUGCAACAAUGGUGGUAAAAUGAUUCAGGUCAGCAGCCUGCAAUCAUACGGAGAGAGAAAAGGACACUUGACUGCUCAGUAAGUCACACGGGCUGACCUUUAGUGACCAGCUGCCUGGGUGUGAGACGUACACACACACACAAACACACGCGCAAACCCAUGCACGCACGCACGCACACACACACACACACGCAGAUCUCCAAAACCAUUUUGAGGAAACAUGAAUCACAAAACAGGGGGUUUCAGUGAGAAUUCAAGAGAAGAGAAGAUAUGCCAAAGUGUAGACCACAGGCUGUAAAUGAUGUGGUUCAUGUAAGAGUCACGAUAACAUGCAGCUGUGCAAAAUUAGCCUUUGCACAGAUCACAUUCUUAUCAGCUAUGCCAGUACCCACACGAUUCCCAGAAACUGCCCCUAUUGCAUCACAUUCAUUCAGACCGUCGACAAACAAACUAAAAAUCAACGUGGAAACGCCAAACAUGUCAAACUUCACACAAUAAGAUUAAUGUGAAUAAAACAUAAUUAACUGCAUAUUGCAUGCAGUUUGACUCAAUGCUGAUGAACACAAUUUUGUUGAUGCAAUUACCCUUUCUAUCCACCAGAUGGGGCAUUAGACUACAUUGAGAUUGAAAACUUGGCCAAUUUUUCUAUUGUAUUUAUUAUACAAACUAUAAUUCAACUACACCCAUGCCCUUACGUUUAGAAACCCCAUGAAGUGGCAAAUGUAUUUUCCAAUACUUUGUUUUACUUGUACAUUAAACCUUAUUCCAUUAAAGAAAAACAGACCAGAAACAGUUAAAGAUUGCAUUAAACACUGUUCAGCCUAUUCACGGUAAGAGACUUAAAACCAUGUGGUUUUACGUGGUUUCCAAUAUCUCAGCCCCAGUAAAAACUUCACCCAAACACUUUGAAGCAUUUGAAAUAACGACCCAACACAAGAACACAUUUUUUGUGUACUAAAAUAAGGUUAUUUACUUAAAAAUUGAUACAUUGGACAUAAUCUGUGUACAGUUUUUUUUCCUUGGUAAACUUAAUAAGGCACCUUCUGAAAUCAGAUGCUGUACAAAAGACACUCAAGAGUUACAUUUUAGAGGUUAUUCUAUAUAGUUUUGCAUACAACACAGGCAAAGAGAGAGAAAGGUAACCGCUCUGUGAUGUGAUCGAUUUUCAAUGACUAUGUACAACUAAAGUUCAAUCAAUUACAGUGAUUUUUUCUUUACAAACACUUACAAAUUAAUUGGGAGCAUGGUUUCGACAAACAGACAAACUUGUGCAGAACAGACACGGGGUAUGAAACAAAACAAAA
Anguilla anguilla (European eel) is the source of this 4974-nucleotide messenger RNA. It is a transcript of the gene mmrn2a, whose product is annotated as multimerin 2a. NCBI's taxonomy places the organism in Eukaryota, Metazoa, Chordata, Actinopteri, Anguilliformes, Anguillidae. Gene Ontology annotation, molecular function: protein binding. The coding region runs from base 91 to 3528 and encodes 1145 amino acids. The record is from RefSeq and is a predicted model, not a curated record. The transcript is spliced from 8 exons.